CACUUGGUUGUUGCACUUGCUGCUGCGCCUUACGCUGUCUAACGUUAGAGUAGCUCGCUCGCUAUGGACGUGAAAAUUGUGUAGUGUUUAUUUAUGUAUGAGAUCUUUAUAUUAAGAGAAGAUAUGAAACAUCCUGUGUAUCUUUAGUGACUUUAACAAUGAUAAUGUUAAUAAACUCCAUCUAUUCGUGAAUUAUACGCAGUAGUGAAGAAGUGCAACAGGCGAUUUAAAUUCCUUGUAAACAGAGGAAUACACCGUGAAUACAAAAUGCCUACAGAUUCAGAAUGCGAUUAUGACUUAGUUUCUAAGGAGUGGCUAUUAGCAAAAUUACGCUCAGAUGAAAGAGAUACUGUUCUAAUAGAUUGUCGAGGGUCGAAUGAAUACUCAGCAUCCCAUAUACGUUCUGCAGUGAAUUUCUCCAUUCCAAGUAUAAUGUUAAGGAGAUUAGCUGCAGGCAAAAUCGAGCUGGUAUCGACUGUCCAGUGUAAAGAACUCAAAGCGCGAAUCACACACUGUUGUUCGCGGGGUACUUUCGUGUUAUACAGUGAUGGUGCUCCGCGGGAUCCCGACUCUGUGCAUGGUAUCUUGCUGAAGCGUCUGAAGCAAGAUGGCGUGCAGGUCGUCUGCCUUGAAGGAGACUUCGCGGAGUUCCGACGCGCUUAUCCCGAGUGGUGCAACGAGGCCAACGCGCAGCACGUGCCGCAUCUGCCGCUUAUGGGACUACGUUCGCUCCGCAUAUCCGGCUCCGGCUGCGACGACGCGCUGUCGUCGGGCUCGUCGUCGGAGUGCGAGGACGCACACACACACGUGCACCAAGACUUCCCCAUCGAGAUACUGCCCAACCUCUACCUCGGCAACUCCACCAACAGCGAGGACUGCAACGCUCUCGCCAGGCACAAUAUUAAGUACGUGUUGAACGUGACGCCGGAUCUGCCGAACACGUUCGAGGCGGAGGGCUGCGGCAUCAACUACUUGAAGAUCCCAAUCGCUGACCACUGGAGUCAGAACCUCGCCGUGCAUUUCCCGCAAGCCAUACGGUUUAUAGAGGAGGCGAUGUCGGCGCGCUGCGGCGUGCUGGUGCACUGCGUGGCCGGCGUGUCGCGCUCCGUGACCGUGACGCUGGCCUACCUCAUGCAGCGCCACCGCCUGUGCCUGCGCGACGCCUUCGAGCUCGUGCGCAGCCGCAAGACGGACAUCGCGCCCAACUUCCACUUCAUGCGGCAGCUGCACUCGUUCGAGCGCGACCUGGGGCUGCACGAGCACAGCGCCAGCCUGGCCAAGGUGCUGCAGGCGCUGGGCGCGGCCGGCGCGGGCGGCGCGGCGUGCGGCUGCGCGGCGCGCGCGUGCGCCCGCUGCGGCCGCUCGCCCGACUCCGGCAUCGAGUGCGACCGCUGGAGCGCCGCGCGCGACACGCCGCACUGACGGGCCCCGCGCGCCCCCUCUUGCCUACCCGUUGAGCCCCCGCUUGUAAGUUCGAUGCGAGUACGGUCCCGUACGUGUGGGGUGCCGGAUGCGCGCCUCCGAAUGCAUUCCGAUGUAUCUUCCCCUCCGUUGUGCAUUUCGUGUCCAUUUUGAUGAUUUAUUUAUGGGGAACGUCGAAGUUUGCACGUUGUUCCGAUUCCGUCGUCCCUUUUGCCGAUGGAUGCCUGUCCGUAUCCCUUCUCCUCUGUGAGGAUGACGCCGCUGGAGCGGACCGGUUCGUAUAUGGGUCCCACGUGUGGCGGUGACGUUGGAUAAUACUUGCAUCGGGUGUAUAUUUUGUUUUUAAAUUUUAGUAAAACGAGUCUUCUUAUAUUGAUUCUUCCAUUGUUGUUAUAUAUCGUUAUGCAACCGACGUGCGUUUGAAGCAAAUAAUAUAUAAACGAUUAGCAUAGGAUGACUUAACACUUACACGGGCGCCCAGAUAGAACUUGUGGUCUUGUUCUAAAGGCGACUAAGGAUGUUACAAUAAAAUGUGUAUCGUGUCCCUAACAACUAAUAUUUCUACAUAUUAAAUAUAGAUUGAGAGUAUAUUUAUAGUUAAAAUAUAGAUUAAAUAUUAAAAAAUGAUUACUCUUUAUUUUUCUAUCGAUCUUCUGCAAUGUUAAUGUAACAAACUCGAUUAUUUCUUUAUUGUGAUGUGAAAUCGACACCUGAUCCGAGUUCUCUGAUGAAAAUGUAUUUUAAACGUUAGUAGCGACUCGCUUAUAGAUGUGUAUUUUUGUAUGAACUAUAGUAAACCAAUGAACGCCAUUUCGAACGUCAAACAAGUGACAGCCGGGGCCGACUUCGCAAGUAACCAAGUUAUAUUAUUUUACGUUAUACUGUUUUUCAAUUGGCGUUUAUUUUCUAUAUGGUAUAUAAUAUAAUUAUAUUUUAUAUAAUUAUAUUUUUCUAUAUGGUCAAAUUAAUUUAACCGUUUCCUAAGCGAAAAUAAAACAAGCUUUAAUAUUAAGUAUGAAUUAUGAUAUUAUAUUAUAAUAAUGUAGUAAAUUGUUACGUAUUGUAAAUUUGUUGUAGGCUUAAGUCUUAUAUUGAGAUUCGACUUCCUUUUCGAUGCCAACUUAUGUUAAUUGUAAACGCAAAACCUCAUUUAACUUAAAAAAUAUUAUAUGUAUAGCGAAAAGUCUAUAAUACAAAUAAGAAUCACUCGUUACAGGUCUCACGUCAAUCAGUUUUAAUAUUUUGAGAAAAUUUAAGGAUAUUGUACGCAUAUUAUUUACUUAAAUUGUAUAAAUGUGAAGGCUAUGGUGAUAGAAUUUUUUUAGCCUUAGUUGCACGAUAUACUCGAGUUUUAUAUUUGUAGACGUAAUUUUAUAAUAAAUUGUAAUGCACAAAAUCACCAAAGCCUGAAUAUAAUGUCCACUUAUGAUGCCUCGGCUACAUCGACAUACUACUGUAUUCAGUGACAACUCAUGUCUCGUACCUGCACGUUUGAGUAAUAACUCAUCUUUGACAAUUCGAUAUGUGUUUAUCCGCGUUUAUUACGUUUAAUAUAUAAUUUAGUGCUUUCACGUUAUUGUGCGGUUCAACCGUCAGUCUGAUUAAUAAAUCGCAGUUAUCACCGAAUGAAAUUAUCACUAAGUGUUGCGAUGAAACUUGUACAAACAUUUGUAAAAUAACCUCGAACAAACAAAAUAUAAACACUGUUAAAAAUA
This is a messenger RNA of Nymphalis io (European peacock), 3137 nucleotides long. Its product is annotated as dual specificity protein phosphatase Mpk3-like. Gene Ontology annotation, cellular component: cytosol; cytoplasm. The record is from RefSeq and is a predicted model, not a curated record. The transcript is spliced from 6 exons. Gene Ontology annotation, biological process: protein dephosphorylation; negative regulation of MAPK cascade. Lineage: Eukaryota; Metazoa; Arthropoda; Insecta; Lepidoptera; Nymphalidae. Gene Ontology annotation, molecular function: protein tyrosine/threonine phosphatase activity; MAP kinase tyrosine/serine/threonine phosphatase activity. The coding region runs from base 268 to 1422 and encodes 384 amino acids.